AGAACUGAGCCUGAGCGAGUCCGACUCCGAGACUCGCCAUCACGCCGCGCCGCCCAAAUUCCUUCGAUUUUAAAGCUGUGAAAAAGUUUUACUUUUUAAAUAACAACUAUUAUGGCACCAAAAAGGCCAAGUUGCCGAUCGUUGCAACCUGCAACCCAACAUGUGUGUGCUGUACUACUGUGCAUGUGCCGUGCUUGCUGCUAUGCUAUGCACUGAGUGGCUGCUGGCUGCAUGUUGCACUGAUCCUUUUGAUCUUGUCGUGGCAUAUUGCGAAUUGUGUAAAACCCAACCGUGUAAACAAGUUAACUUCUCAUAUAUGAACUGAAGAACAAUCUGGGAUUCGGAAUGGACAACCUGGUUAAAAAAAUGACAUCUCGAGCUUCUGAACAAGAGGCUCAGAUCGCGGAACUGAAGCAGCAAAUCAGAGAGCUGCAGAACGGUGGGACAGAGGAGUGGGAGAAGGUGCCUCCUGAACUGGAGAAACUGCAGACUGAAAAUCAAAAGCUCAAGUACCGCAUUCUGCACCUAAAGAGGAGCAUUGAUGAGGAGGAGUCCCAAAGCGGUGGUGAUACUCUAGGUAACAAUGUCUGCGACAGGCUUACAGAGAUCUUCAGGACUGCUCUUCGUGUUGCCUAUCCUUCCCUUACCAAUGCUCCUGUGUCCGUCCAGCCCAGUCAACAGGAGAGGUUUGGAGACUACCAGUGCAACAAUGCUAUGAUAAUUGCCCAGCAAUUGAAGGCUCAAGGCUCCCCAGUCUCACCCCGAGUUGUUGCCCAGCAGAUCCUGGCAAACAUCCCUCCAAAUGAUGUCAUUGAAAAGGUUGAUAUUGCCGGACCUGGUUUCAUCAACAUCCACCUCAAGAAAUCCUACAUCGCCCCCCUCAUCACCGGUAUCCUGACCCAAGGGGUACUCCCUCCGCCCCUCAAAAAGAAGAAGAGGGUUGUCAUUGACAUGUCUUCUCCCAAUAUAGCCAAGGAGAUGCACAUCGGUCACCUGAGGUCAACCAUCAUCGGGGAGAGCAUUUCUCGGCUCAUGGAGUUCGUAGGCCAUGAUGUGUUGAAGGUGAAUCAUCUCGGAGACUGGGGAACUCAGUUUGGCAUGCUCAUCACCCAUCUCGCCGAUCAGUUUCCAAACUAUCUCAAUGAGUCUCCUCCCAUCCAGGAUCUUCAAAAGUUCUACAAGGAAUCAAAGGUGAGGUUUGAUGGUGAUGAAGAAUUCAAGAAGAGGGCAUACCAGAUGGUUGUUAGACUCCAGGGUGGUGAACCGGCUAUCAUCAAGGCUUGGGAACUCAUAUGUGACAUCUCAAAGAGGGAAUUCAACAAGAUCUAUGAGCGCCUUGAUGUGAAGAAUUUAAUCCCAAGAGGAGAGUCGUUUUACCAGGAAAGGAUGAAUGUUGUUGUAAAGAAACUUGAGGCUGGAGGAUACUUGGAGUUAGACGAGGGUAGAAAGAUCAUGUUCACACCGGACAGCACCGUGCCUUUAACUAUCGUUAAGUCCGAUGGGGGCUACACCUACGACACCUCAGACAUGGCCACUCUGUACCAGAGAGUGCAUGAGGAGAAAGGAGAAUGGCUCAUAUAUGUAGUUGACAUGGGACAGGGAACUCAUUUCGAUGCAAUCUUCAGCGGCUGUCGCAAGGUCGGAUGGUAUGACCCCAAGAACGUCAGAAUAGAGCAUGUCGGAUUUGGGGUUGUAUUAGGAGAGGACAAGAAGAAGUUCAAGACUCGUUCUGGAGAUGUUGUCAAGCUGGUUGAGCUUCUCGAUGAGGGGCUGAGGCGAUCGUUGGAAACGCUUAAAGAGAAAGGAAGAGAUGAGGUACUAACAGCCGAGGAGCUCAAAGCAGCCCAGGAAUCUGUGGCCUAUGGAUGUAUCAAGUAUGCAGAUCUCUGCCAUCGUAGGACCAAUGAUUAUAUCUUCUCAUUCGACAAGAUGUUGGAUGACAAAGGGAACACUGCCGUCUACCUGCUCUAUGCAUACACCCGUAUCAGGUCUAUCGCCAGGAAUGCCAAGGUGCUGUCCAAGACCCUACAGGAGGCUGCGAAGACCAUGUCCAUUCCCGUUGAUCACCCAAAAGAAUGGAAGCUAGCCAAGUGCCUGGCUAGGUUUCCUGAGGUCAUCUCCCGUACGCUGGACGAUCUAUUCAUCCACAGCAUCUGUGACUACCUCUACGAGGUCUCCAACACAUUCACAGAGUUCUAUGAAGUCUGCUAUUGUAUCACCAAGAACAAGCAGACAGGGGAAAUUGAGAGUGUGGACACAGGACGCCUGCUCCUCUGCGAGGCUACAGCCGCCAUCAUGGCAAAGGGCUUCGACAUACUAGGACUCCACCCUGUCGAGAAGAUGUAGCAUUCAUUUUUUCUGAUGCUCAAAUAAUAAUAAAAAUCAUGUCCUUAGUUAACUAAACCCUAUAAAUCCUAGCUGGUAAUCAUAAUAGAGGAUGUAAAUGGCUUCUGAUUAUUAUAUGAAAAAAAUGUCCGUGAAAGGUUAACUAAUCCCUUCAAAUUCUAGCUGGUAAUAUUAUUUUAGAUGAACUAAAAAGUUGUUUUUUCAUAUUUAGUAAGCAUUUAAACAAAUAUGCUAACAUUCUAGUAAGCCAAGAGUGUAAAGAUGCCUGUUCAACACUAAUAGAUUUUAUUUGCAUGUCAGACAGGCGAGUUCUCUAAUUGUCAAGGAAACCACAGAUUUUGGUUAUGGGCACUUAUAAAAAGGAAAAGAAAAAUUAAUGGGGGAAGUUCCUAUAGGUAAGGUGUGUCGUGCAUUAAUGUAAAAUGAAUUUGUUGAAUGAAGGGAAAAAGAAAACGUACGUCGGUCGUAAGUGUAGACAGUUCAUACUUACUCGCUUUGAAAAAGCAAUAUAUGGCAUGAAGUGAGGGUCCUUUAAUUGGAAUAGAUGUGUGUCUUUUAUCGUUUCUCCCAUUCCUUCGAGUUAUUACGUUUGUAAUUGAAAGAUUUGCCAUAUUCCAUUGUUUUUUUGUGUUACUGAUCCCUGAAGUCUAAUGAGAGAUUUCCACGAGAGGUAUUUAGUCCCAAGGUUUAAUUUAAAACGAAGCUGAAAAUCUCAAAAUCUUGUUUACAUUGAAAGACUGCGCUUUCCUUACGCUAAUAGUCUAAUAAUCUAUAGCAGGCCUAUGUGCUGGAGGUGCCAUCAUUUGCUUAAAUCACUGGUGGAUCUGGGGGGGGGGCAAAGCCGGCCCGUGCCCCCCUUUUGAGAGGCACAAUUAAAAGUUAUAAUGUAAAAACUUCAUUAAUACAGAAGUGUACUCCCUUUUUUUUCUUGUCAAAUUUUUCCUCGGAAAAUUGUGCCCCCCCUUUUGGAAAAUCCUGGAUCCUUCCCUGGCGUAAAUCGUAUGAACAGAGUCAUAUGCAGAAACAUUCUUGGAGCCCAAUAAUGCAAAAAUGUGCUUAGCAGUAGGGUCUCAAUUCAAGUGUAUCCUGGGCCCUGUCUUACAAAGAGUUGAUUGAUCCAAUCAAUCUUACCUCUAUGGAAAUCCAUCGGUAUCAUAUCUUUUUCUACGGGAAAUUUGCACAAUGUCCUUUUUAAACAAAGAGAAGCACAGCAAAUUUUUAAGAAAACAAUGAAUGCAUGAAUAUACAUCAUAGAUAUAUUUUGAACAUGUAUAAUAGAUGUUGACGUUGCUGGCCGUUCAUAGUUGUGGUUGAUCGGAUCAAUCACAACUCUUUGUAAGACGGGGCCCGGGACUCUGAGAAGUCUUCAUAAUACACAGCAAGCAGAAGCAGUCAAACAUUUCAAUACUUUAUUUUUCAUAAUUUUAUUCACAUCAAAUGAAUUCUGUACAUAUAUUUGGUUGUUAUAUAUUUCCCUUCAUAUGAUUUAAUCAUUACUUAGUAAUAUCCUUUAUUGUAUGCAGCAUACUCUGUAUUAAAUUCGAAAAACUAAUGUUCUCAUUAACAUUUGUCUCUUAUUCAUGAAUGUCAAUAUAAAACUUCGAAUGAUGAACUAUUAGAAAUUCAUUAUGUUCCUAUUCUUGGUACUUUGUUAACAAAUUAGUUUUCUAAAAGGCAAACAUGACAGACAAUAUGUUACGUAUUCAUGCCGUUGGGUAAAAAUAACCGUUUAUGAAAAGUAUACAUGAGAUAUGAUUGUAUUAAACUGGUUUUUCUCUUCUA
Molecule: messenger RNA, 4128 nt
Organism: Lytechinus pictus (painted urchin)
Lineage: Eukaryota; Metazoa; Echinodermata; Echinoidea; Temnopleuroida; Toxopneustidae
Product: arginine--tRNA ligase, cytoplasmic-like
Exons: 16
Coding region: 346-2346 (666 amino acids)
Biological process (GO): arginyl-tRNA aminoacylation
Cellular component (GO): cytoplasm
Molecular function (GO): ATP binding; arginine-tRNA ligase activity
Source: RefSeq, a predicted model, not a curated record